AUGAAAACUACACCAACUGAGUUCAUUCUUCUUUAUGAAAAAUUUCUUGUUGCCUUACAAGAACGCUGUACUGAUUAUCAUCUGAUUAAAAAAUAUCGAGCAAGUCUACCACCAUAUCUCGUUAAUAUCAUUAAAUACCGACGUAAAAUGCUAAAUCUUUAUCGAUUAACUAACGCGAAUGACCAUCGUCUUUCGCUUGCUUCUCUAAAUCGAUACAUUCAAUAUGAAUUAAGAGCAGUUAAGAAAGCUCAAUGGCAAGAAUUUUGUUUCAAUCUCGAACCACAAAAUACUCAACGAUUUUGGCGACACACUCGCACUCUUUUUAACAAACAAAUUCCUAGAAUUCAAGGAUUUGUCAAUGAUGAACAUGAUUCCAUAUUGACUGAAACUAAUGCUAUGAUUCAACAUGCUUUCAACUACUAUUCGACAUUAUUCACAGAAAUUGAAACACCUCACCAAAAUCACAGUGUUAAUGAAUUUAAAGCAUCAUUAUCACAAAAACUCCUCGAACUUCCAUCUAAGCCGUUUUUAUUUUGUAUUGGCGACUUAAUUCGAUCAAUUCGUCGUCUUAAAACAAAGACAUCAAGUGGACAUGAGAAAGUCUCCAACAAAUUGUUAAAAUUGAUUCACAAUUGGUGGGAUGCUCGUAACGAUGAAGUACAAUGGUUGCCUGCUUUUCAAACUGCUACAUCACGUGCUCAACGUUUCUUACGCCGCUUCAUUGAUAAAGCACAAACAAUAUCACCUGAACUUUUCGAAUUUUAUAUUCUCUCAAAGGCGAUGCCGAUGUAUCUACAAAUGCACUUCGAAGAAACUCAAUUUAUUGACGCUCUACCUCGUGCACGGAUAUAUGAUAAAAUUGGUCCUGAAAUAAUUCGUAAAGCUAUUUCACAAGAUAAAUAUCAAAUUAUAAUUGAAACAUUUCUUGUACUAUCACGAUUUUGUGAAUCAAGAUGUUUCAAUGCGAAAACAAAACAAAUGUAUCGUAGGCAUCGAACUAAAAUAGAAGAAAUAAAAAGCAAUAUUUGUAAUGAACAUCUUAUUACACCAAGUUCAAGCUACCAUUCAUAUUCAUCAUUGAAUCAAAGCGAUUUAAAUUGGAAACUCAUUGAUGAACCAUCAGAUUUAACUCUUGAAGAUAUUGUUUUAACAAAAAAUACAUUGAUUACAUGUAAACCCAGAGCAUCAUUAACACAUAAUGCUUCGUCAUUUUCUACAUGGAAAAUACAUUACACUCCUGGACUUUGUGAUUUAUCGAAUUCGGAUGAAACUAAUUUCAUGAAUUCAGUUUUAUAA
Molecule: messenger RNA, 1296 nt
Organism: Rotaria sp. Silwood1
Lineage: Eukaryota; Metazoa; Rotifera; Eurotatoria; Philodinida; Philodinidae
Source: the annotation of a GenBank genome assembly